AUGCACACGGCCUCCACCACGGCGCGCGGCACCAAGCCCGGCGGCCUCGCCUCCUCGAAAUGGGCUUCCACGACCUCCCCCGCCUGGUCCUCCCGCGGCACCCCGACCUACACCCCCCGCAGCAGCAGCAGCAGCAGCGCCGUCGGUCCCCGCGCGACGUCCGUCAUAACCCCGGCCACGCAGUGGUGGGAGACGCCCAACCCAGCGCCCAAGCUGCGCGACCCCGCCGCCGCGACGUCCGCAGCGGCACCAUCCACAGCGACGCCGGCGGCAGCAGCCCCGACGACGCCGCCGCCGCCCCAGCUGUCGGCCGCCCAGCGCGAGCUCCGCCGCUACGUCCAGAUCGUGCGCCGCAUGAAGUGGAAGCUGCCCUACCUGCAGGACGGCUACCGCCGCGCCCUGACGCGCGAGGACGACGCCGAGCUCAUGUUCAAGCUCGACUUUUACGAGUACUACAUGCUCCUCGAGCGCGCCCUCGUCCACCUCCUCGGCGGCUUUGGCCGCGCCGUCGAGCGCGGGCCCGCCCCUGCCCCCGCCCCUGCGAACGGCACCGGCACCGGCACCGGCACCGGCGCCAACGGCACGCACCGCUACCACCAGAACGUGCUCGCCGCGCUCGAGAGGGCCGACAAUCCGCUGCGCGCGGCGCUGGGGACCGGCGACGUCCGCGUCUUCCUCGGCCGGGCCAAGGAGCUGAGGAACCGGUGGAAGUAUGCCGAGGGUGACGAGCCUUCGACUGCCCAGCAGCCGCCAUUACUAAAGGGACCCACGAGGGGCAGCAUCACGGGGCGGGCGCCGCUCGAGAGCUACGAUCUCGACUCGAUGUUUGGGCACAUUUUCGGCGGCUUCGAUCAGGGGUACGGCAUUGCCGAGGCGUGGGUCGCCGAGCUCGCGAGCAGGGCCGACAUGGUGCCCGCUGUUACCGCGGACGGGGCGGCGGGCGCCGACAUGGCAGUCGACGACGACGAGGAGUUUGACUUUAUGGUGGAUGCCAUGGACUGGGAGGCUGUUUAG
Verticillium nonalfalfae is the source of this 1014-nucleotide messenger RNA. RefSeq lists its product as uncharacterized. The record is from RefSeq and is a predicted model, not a curated record. The coding region runs from base 1 to 1014 and encodes 337 amino acids. The transcript has a single exon. Lineage: Eukaryota; Fungi; Ascomycota; Sordariomycetes; Glomerellales; Plectosphaerellaceae.